This is a messenger RNA of Capsicum annuum, 3535 nucleotides long. RefSeq names its product probable inactive ATP-dependent zinc metalloprotease FTSHI 2, chloroplastic. Gene Ontology annotation, cellular component: chloroplast thylakoid. Gene Ontology annotation, biological process: proteolysis. The record is from RefSeq and is a predicted model, not a curated record. Lineage: Eukaryota; Viridiplantae; Streptophyta; Magnoliopsida; Solanales; Solanaceae. Gene Ontology annotation, molecular function: ATP hydrolysis activity; metalloendopeptidase activity; ATP-dependent peptidase activity. Bases 418 to 3036 code for a protein of 872 amino acids. The transcript has 11 exons.
GAAAGUAAUUAGCAUUAUUAAUGAUGCCCACUCCCAGAUGCCACUCUUUACCCACGCCAAAUGGUCAUUCGGUUGGAAUUAGUUAUGCCGAGUGGCUAUUUACCGGGGUUUAGAAUUUAAUUGCUAGUUUUGUAUCCAAUUCCCUUCUAUUUUUCCGGUGAAACUUUAUUAUUGGGCCAUUGUUGCCUUUGCCAACUUCUUUGGUUCUAAUACAGCCGACCCGCCACCAUAUCUGCUCGGCUUCUUCUUCCUCUCUCUCAGUCAUUCAUUGAUGUAUAUUUCUGUAUAUAAUUGUGUUAAAUUCAGUGAAAGCUGACACCAAAAGUUCUCUCCCUGAAGCUGUUUGAUAAAAUUCCUAUAAGGAUUCUCGAUUUCAAAUUCGCUCUACAAUGUAAUCACCCUUAACCCUUCAUUCGAAUGGCGUGUAGUUGCAUUCCCUAUUCUCCAUUUUUGCCUUCAUUUCCCCAACAAGACAAAACUCAUUAUUAUCGGAAAAAUACAACUUCGUUAAUGAUUUCCUGCAAUUCUGAAAGCCCCAAAACAGAAGAAGAGAAGAAAACAAGGACAAAUCAACUAGGUUUACUUAAUCUUUCUGUUACACUCACUGUAAUAUCAGCUUCACUUGUUCGACCUGCAAAUGCAGCAAAAGUAUCUGAAAAGAGGCAGCGUUCGACGAAAAAAUCUGAAGUUUUAACACCACAAGAGUUGAAAAAAUGGUCAGAAGGUCUUCCGACUGUGAGUAAUAGGUUACCUUAUACAGAAAUAUUGGAUUUGAAAAAGGAAGGGAAACUUAAGCAUAUAAUUAAACCACCUAAUGUUGGUUUAAAGCAAAGGCCCGAGGUAGUUUUAGCUGUUUUAGAGGAUUCUAAGGUUGUUAGAAUUGUUUUACCUUCUGUCGAAAGUGAUCCAAGAUUUUGGGCUGAAUGGGAUGAGUUAAAACUUGAUGGACUUUGUAUGAAUGCAUAUACUCCACCAUUGAAGAAACCUGAGCUUCCGUGGCCUUAUUUAGGGUUCUUGUCAAAGAUUCCAGUUUGGUUGUUUUCUUUUGUGAAGGCUAAGCCACAGUCGAAAAGGGCGUUGGAGUUGAAGAGGGCGAGAGAAGAAUUGAAGAGAAGGCGAAAACAGGAGUUGGCGAAGAUAAGGAGUGAGAGGGAGAGGAUGGAGAACGCAAUAAAAUUGCAGAAGAAAAUGGAAGAGAGUAAAAGGAAAAGAGAGUUGAAGAAAAUGAGGUAUGAGGAGUCGUUGCGUCAAGCGAGUAGUAGUUCUCAGGAUAUGGCAAGAAUGUGGGAAAACUUAGCUAGUGAUUCAAAUGUUUCCACUGCUCUUGGUUUGGUUUUCUUCUAUAUAUUUUAUAGAACUGUUGUAUUUAGCUAUAGGAGGCAGAAAAAGGAUUAUGAGGAUAGGUUGAAGAUAGAGAAAGCAGAUGCUGAGGAGAAAAAGAAGAUGAGGGAAUUGGAGAGGGAAAUGGAAGGGCUUGAGGGUGUUGAUGAUGACGACGAAGAAGGAAGGAAAGGAGAGGAAAAUCCUUAUAUGAAGAUGGCUAUGCAAUUUAUGAAGUCCGGUGCUCGUGUUCGAAGAGCACGCAAUAAGAAACUCCCCCAGUAUUUAGAGAGAGGUGUUGAUGUUAAGUUCUCUGAUGUUGCUGGGCUUGGAAAAAUUAGGGAGGAGCUUGAGGAAAUUGUUAAGUUCUUCACCCACGGGGAGAUGUAUCGCAGGCGAGGAGUCAAAAUACCAGGGGGCAUAUUGCUUUGUGGUCCACCCGGAGUGGGGAAGACUUUGUUAGCAAAGGCAGUGGCUGGUGAGGCAGGGGUGAACUUCUUCUCCAUUUCUGCGUCUCAGUUUGUUGAGAUAUAUGUUGGUGUUGGGGCUUCCCGUGUUCGAGCUCUCUACCAAGAAGCAAGAGACAAUGCGCCAUCAGUGGUGUUCAUUGAUGAGCUGGAUGCAGUUGGCAGAGAACGUGGUUUGAUCAAGGGGUCAGGUGGACAAGAACGUGAUGCAACUUUGAAUCAGCUUCUUGUAUGCUUGGAUGGUUUUGAAGGCAAAGGUGAAGUCAUCACUAUUGCUUCUACAAAUAGACCAGACAUAUUGGACCCAGCACUUGUUCGACCAGGGCGAUUUGAUCGAAAGAUUUACAUCCCAAAACCUGGUCUUAUUGGACGAAUUGAAAUUCUUAAGGUGCAUGCUCGUAAGAAGCCUAUGGCUCCUGAUGUGGACUAUAUGGCUGUUGCCAGUAUGACUGAUGGAAUGGUUGGUGCAGAGUUGGCCAACAUUGUUGAGGUUGCUGCUAUUAAUAUGAUGCGUGAUACAAGAACUGAGAUUACAACUGAUGAUUUGUUACAAGCUGCACAAAUUGAAGAACGAGGAAUGCUUGACCGGAAGGAGAGAAGCCCUGAGAUAUGGAAGCAAGUGGCCAUUAAUGAAGCAGCAAUGGCUGUGGUGGCAGUGAACUUCCCAGAUCUUAGAAAUAUUGAGUUUCUCACUAUUGCUCCAAGGGCUGGGAGAGAGUUGGGUUAUGUGCGGAUGAAAAUGGAUCAUGUCAAAUUUAAGGAAGGAAUGCUGAGCCGACAGUCACUCUUGGAUCACAUAACUGUUCAGCUAGCACCACGUGCUGCUGAUGAGCUGUGGUAUGGAGAGCACCAGUUCAGUACAAUAUGGGCUGAGACAGCAGAUAAUGCGAGGUCGGCAGCUCGGAGUUUUGUUCUUGGUGGUCUAUCUGAUAAACAUUAUGGUUUGUCUGAUUUCUGGGUUGCAGAUAGGAUAAAUGACAUUGACUCCGAGGCACUUCGCAUCUUACAUUUGUGCUAUGAUCGUGCAAAAGAGAUCCUUCAUCAAAACCGGAACCUUAUGGAUGCAGUCGUUGAUAUACUGGUUGAGAGAAAAAGCCUUACCAAGGAGAGAUUCUUUAAAUUAGUUGAGCUACAUGGGUCCCUUCAACCAAUGCCUCCCAGUGUAGUUGAUCUCAGGUCGGCCAAACGCUUGGAGUUCCAGGAUACACUCAAAAACCAGAAGGAAAUUGUUUCUCAAGGACACAAUUGAGCAAGGUAUUUGGGAUAAUGAUCUCAUCUUUGGUGUAACCAUGAGCUUAUGCUCUCCUCCUUCAGUGUUUGGUGCGUUUUGGCUGCUGGGGCUAGAGUCUACUUUGCAGGGUACGACUUCCUUCGAUCUAAUUUUGUCUUGAAGAUCCUAUUGAAGUGGUGCAGUUGUGAAAGUAGAGAGAGUGCAAGAGCUCUCUAAAUGGAUUUGGAAGCUUUCAAGCCCAAAUAAUUAUCUGGAAGUCGAAACUAUGAAGCUAUAAAUGCAGUGAACUCCUUUUUGUUUUCAUUUUUUGCAUUGGGGGUUUGGUCAUUUAGCUGGUUUUCCAUGUUCCAUUUUGAUACAGCAGAUUGUACAACAGAAAGGAUUUGUAUCAGAAUAAUAGGUCAAAACAAAGUUAAGGGCAUGAAUUGUUGUUAGGAAGUUCUUUGGGAUAAGUUUUGGCUCUAAGACAAAAAUUAUAGAACAACUUAUAAAUCAAUACACAAUAUGGUAGUGUUAA